AUGGUGUUAAACAGUGUCUUUGGUGCCACGAAGGAGUGGGUAUGGAUAGCUCUACCGCUCACCGGAUGGGCAAUUGGGUCAUUUCUCGACCACAAGGAAACCCUCCGGAUGACCCGAUUCCGGGACAAGAGUGCCCUGUACGGAAGACAAUUGGCUCCUGGGGAGAAACCAUCAUGGCCCUGAUUAAUCUUUGUACAGUGGAUAGUUAUUUAAUGCAAUAAAUUCGAUGAAAAAUAAUC
Messenger RNA from Phlebotomus papatasi, 239 nucleotides. It is a transcript of the gene ND-MNLL, whose product is annotated as NADH dehydrogenase [ubiquinone] 1 beta subcomplex subunit 1. NCBI's taxonomy places the organism in Eukaryota, Metazoa, Arthropoda, Insecta, Diptera, Psychodidae. Gene Ontology annotation, cellular component: mitochondrion. The transcript has a single exon. The record is from RefSeq and is a predicted model, not a curated record. Bases 1 to 183 code for a protein of 60 amino acids.